UUGAUUCGGUAGUAACAACUACAUCAUAGUACAUGUAAGUCAACAGAUUUACAACUAAACUUGUCCAUGGUUGUGACAGAUACUUUCACGAAAUUACGAACAUGAAAACAGAAUUUACUGAUGACGUGAUAUUGAUCAGGAUUUUGUUAUAACAAAGCACCACCAGUAAUGGACACACACAGCUGCUGUUUUGAGUGCUGCACUGAUCCAUGUUCCUGACCUACCAACCUGCCCCAACACUAUGUCUUCCAUGGAGCUCUACCAGGUGGGUGGGACUGAGAAGAUCCGGAACUUGGAGGAAGGUCUCGCCAAGGAGUUGACUGACCUCCAGAAUGACAUCGAGGAAAAUGACAUGAUUGGUGGCUCUCACAAAACUGCCAGCUCUUGCUCCUUGCCAAAGAGCAUCGACCAUUUUCGAAAGCAGAGAGAGUUGGUCAUAAAAAGAGCAAUGGAGGUGAGCGAAGCACUUCCUCUUGUCAUGCAGGCAGAUGUGAUGAAGGAAGAGAUGGAGAUCAGUCUACAGAAGGAGUACACAGAGGAGAGUCUGCCCCUCAUUCUGCAUCAGCACUUUUGCGAUCGCAUCCAGCAGCUGGUGCAGUGCAAGCAUAUGCACAUGCUGCGAUGGAAGAGAUUCUGUGAGCACACCAGUGCAUUGGAGGCCCUCUACGCACCCUACCAGAAACGACUAGCGGAGAUCAUGGCAGAGUAUUCAGACACGAGUGCUCGUGCUCGGCGCCUGUCCAUAGCCCACGAGGCCUACCUCAUGGGCAAAGUACCCGCUCACAACCAGGUUACUGAAGAAGAUCUGAUGAUCUACAUGCGCUGGCUGACAUGCCAUCUACACUCCACCAAAAAAAUACAUGCAUACCUCCGGAUCCUGGAGUGGCUGCCUGUCUCCCACAAGCAUGAGUCCCUGCCCCCACCACACCACCAACACAUUCAGGAUGCGGAGAAAGGGGAGGAGGGCAAUGAUGACCAGAACUUGAUGGCAUCCGGCACUAUCCCUAAUCCGUCCCCCCGUAUCAUCCAGAGCCAGGGCCGCUGGUCCAUCUUUGACGGCCGCAUGUCCCUGACCGAUCCCAUGGGCACCCUGUCCAGCAUGGGUAGGGGGUCACUUAUGACCGACCAGUUCCGACAGUCAUCCCCGCUGGUGGAGCAGUCGGAAUCGGACGGCGCCAGUGAUACUGCCUCCAUCAUGUCCUCAUCUGUUAACAUGGGCGGCACUAACACAGUCCCUCAUACUGCACGGGCCAUUGCUGCUGCAGCAGCUGCAGGGGGAGGGCCUGCCUCCAACUCAGACACUCUGGGCAUACCAUGCCACGUCACAGACUUGGACCACCUAAGACCACAGCUAGAGUUUCUUAUGUCAUGUUAUGGCAUCCAUGCAAAUCUGGACCGAAUCAAUGGCCCCUCGGAUGAAAUGGAGUUGCUUUCCUAUGUCAAUAGGCGAUUCAAGACAGCUUUUGCCAGGCAGGAAGAACAGAAGACAUUUCCUACAUAUGAUAAACUGGAGAUGGGUAACGAGUCCUGGGGAGCAGAUGUCUCCAAUCAUGCUCUGAUCAAGGAAUCUAACUGGCUGCCAUUCAUUAAACUCAAGGCAAGAAGAGACCCCGUGCAGGAGAAGAUGAUGACAAAGCUGAGGCACAUCGGCAAUGUGGACGAGCUGCUCAGAGCUCAGAGCCGUUUUUUCUCCGUCAAUGACAUCAAUAAAGUUCAAGAUGCCCUGAAGGAACAUGCUAUUGCUGUUCGUGACCCUCCCGCAGUACAGGCAGUCUCGGUCACAUCACAUCGGACAUCACUGGAUACUAAGAAUGUGUGGAGACAGAUAUACUCUAGCCCUGAUCUUUAUAGCAGCAGUGGCCCAGCGGAUGACAUCGCCAUCACUGACUUUGACGAGAAGGAUGUGGACAAUAUCAAUCUGAGCUCGGGCUCCCGCUCUGGCAGCGCGCUGGCCUCGUCACGGCGCCGCAGGAAGGAGGAGACGGAUGAGUACGACUACACCAGUGCCCUGCAGCUGCUGGGCCUGGAGGAGGACGACAGCAGCCAGCAGGACCCAGCAAUGGUUCAAGGGGGCUACCUGGCCUUCCUGCAGCUCAGGCACCUCAAGAUCAGAGACCUUCAGAGGACUUGUUUAGGCAUAUUGAAUUACUUCCGUUCAGUGGAGCGCACUCUCACCAUCAAUGAUGGUGGGCUCUCACUUGAAGGAAAGCAGCAAAAACGUAACAGUAAGCAGAACCACAAACAGGGUGUGAAUGAUGGUGGGCUAGGAGGGGGAGGUGGACUUGGUAGUCAUGGCUACCUGCAUUACACACCUUCUGAAUUCAGGCUGGGUGAGUCUGAAUUCCUAGAGUUUUCAGAGGUGGAGAACCAUGAUGACUUCUACUCUCUGGAUGAAGGCCGAGUGCAUGUCCAGGAUCAACGAGGGUACUAUGUUAUCUACCAAGCGGCAAUGGAGGACUUCAAGCAACUGGAGAAAGACCUGCUACUGGUUGCUACUUGCUUCAUAGAGAGAGAUCGAGAAAACAGAUUUGGCAAGAUCGGGCUAAGUAAAUCUAGUUCCCAGGGUCGAAGGAAACAGUCACAGGCUGCCAGCGACAUGGACCUGCCCAGCUAUGGUCACCAGCAGGUGGAUCGCUUUGCUGUCCUGCUUGACUUGUGGUCCAACGAGGCAGCCUUCCUUGAGAAUAAGAGACAGCUACUGGAUGUAUACCUGGAGGCUUACCAGCAUGUCUUUGACAUGCACGAGAAGCGCUCUCUGGCCCAGGUCAUCACCAACAUAACCUACCAACGGCCUCGCUUUGACCUGAAGGCCGAGUAUUUUGUACGCACCUAUCGGGCUGAGUGCCACUGCCUGAGACUUCACUGCGCUCUCAUCAAGUCCGUGCUGGAUCAGCAGAUUAGCGACCAGCGGGAGUACAUCCAGAAAGUUUGCCGAGAUGGUGAGGAGCAUCAGAUUGGGAAGCCGUUCCGCAUCAUUCCAAAGCAGCCGGUGUCCAUCAACAUCAGCAGGUCUGCUUUGCAGUGUGUGUACCUAUUGGAAUUCCACCCAAGCCUUGCACUGGCCAGCCGAGUACCACAGGCUCUCACUCAAGCUUUCAAUGAAUUGGUGCAUGCGCAUCAGCCCCGCUCUGUUACUGAGAGCAUUCUGAUUGAAAAGAAAAUACUGGAGAUUGCGCAGAGGGAAUGGGAGCACCUGCAGCCUGUGGGGAGCACCUUCUCCAAUCAGAUACAGCGAGAUCUGUUUUCUGAGGUCUAUGCUGAGGACCCAACCUUCAUGUGUGAGAUUGCCCAAUCAGUGAUGGCUUCUCUCGAUGCUGCGGCUGGAAGGAGGACACCAAAAGAGAGGAAAGCCGAUUUGCUAAAGAUAUGGUCAAGACUUCUUGAGACAAUCACAUUGAGACACAGGCUGAUUGAAACAGCUAAUGAAACAGAGCUGCUCUCCAAGCUUUACAAGGACCAGGCUGCUGACAUGGGCUUUGACCUGUGCCAUCUGUUCUUGCGAUGUGUCCAGUUUGAAUUUGCCUCCCACAAGGAGAACGCUGACCAGCCCCCUCCACUCUUCAUCACAGCACUUCACGAAGACGACACAAAUGUUGACAGAUAUGUGCCGUCAAGUUUGUUCCUGGCUAUCCAUGAGUUGGAUGAGAAGCAUGUGGGUCAGCUUAGCUUCCGGACUAAAGACGGCUUUCUCAAGCUCAUGAAAGGUAGCAGCCUGGAGAACCUACAGGCCGUCCUGAUGGCUCAGGUGGUUCACAAGAAUGCCCUCUUGGCUGCCGUUCAACAGGGCAGUGUCUGCUCCUUCUUCAAGGAGGACGGGCCAGACAAUGGUCCCAAGACAAGUGGCAUGAAGUCUCCCCAGAAUGCAGGCAGUGACCGCACCAAUGUCCUCCUGGCCAGCCAGAAUGCUGCCACGCCCAUGGCCACUGCCACCUCGGUCAUCUUUGCGGCCAAGCUCAAGUCCUCAAUGGAGAGCCACAAGAGGUCCCCGGAGUCCUUUGUUUCCUUGCAGCUGGAAAAGACCCCUUCAAGGGACGUGAUGCUAAAUACUUACCUGACCAAGAAAGCCAACUUAGGAACUAUUAUGAAGAACCCUGAUGAAGUGGAGAAACUCAAACGGGGCCUGAUAGUGGAUUUCUGUCGGCGGUUCAUGCGUCGCAUGACCCAGUACUCCCUGCGAGGGCAGCUCAUCGCUUACCUGAACAGUAUCCUCUUCCUGCUGGAGAACUUCCCUAGUAUCCGCAAUGGAUGCUUCGUGGUGGGCCUGCCCAACGAGAAAAAGACGGCCAUGGAUGACAAGAAGGGGCUAGUCACCAACCCGAGGGACCUCAAGAAGCGACCAAGACGUCUCUUGUCCUCCGAUGGCUCUACCCUCUUGAACUUAUGGUUCCUCCCCCACCACACGGAGGUCCUGCACAUGUUUAAAACCUUGGAUGAAGACACUUGUGCGAGGGCGCUCUCCCAGAGCCUGCGAAUCGUUGCCUCAUUGCAUGACAUACUGCAGUACCUUUGUGCUCACUCCAAGCUUGGAAGCUCCAAUGCCAGGCUUGGGUCUGGUAAACAAGAGUUUGUAACAGCAGACUGGGGUGGCACAGAAGGAAUAUCUGCAGAGCUCAGAGAAAUCCAGAAACAGGUCAACCACCUGGACAAUCCCACGGAUCCACAAGAGGUGGCAGACUUUCUGUCCCUGCGCCGCGAUGUCCUCUUCCUGGAGUACGAUGCCACCAUGAGGCACUCCCUGCGUGAGACCUUCCUUUCCAUGGGCAACCACCUGGCCUACCACAGCAGCUCAGACAGCAUCUACUUUGCCCUGACCGGGCUGAGCAACGUCCAGAUGUCCAGCGUGUUCGGAGCCUACUUGCCGGUGCCAGAACCCUUGCAGCCCAGGGACUGGAAGGCCCAAGAGCUGUUUCCCUGGAGGGCUCACCUAGGAAGGAGAGGACCAUUCCCACUUCGUUUCUGGCAGUGGCAGCAGAUUGAGCUCAACAUGCAGCUGAGCAUGUCAGCACUGAGGGAUGUUGACAGACAUGUUGCACACGGUGAGAUCCUAGGUGUGUCUCUACUGAUGGAGGAUGUCCUUCAGAGUGGACAGCAGGACAUCAGCAUGGUGCCGGAUGACAGCGACGAUGAAGAUGACAACCUUAAGGCCACUGGCACCGCAGCACAGGGCAAAAAGAGCCCUGCCCGGUCCCGACCGCGCAGUGCGGCCAGCGCCAAGUCUGCAUCAUCCCGGCCAGGCAGCUCUACAGCCAAGGAGUCAGGCCAAGAAGUCAUUUUGAAGAAGUCCUUGUCUCGCACCACUGAACCCAUCAAGGCUUACUCCUUACUGAAAGACUUCCUGUUACUGUGGAAACGGCUUGAAGUGUUCAAAGCAGAGUGGGGACAACGGAAACUUGGGCAGGAGGAGAUAAACACGCCAACACUUUACAGGAAAUUUUGCAAGUUGUACAAGACAGAUAUCCUGUACCCGGUUAUCAGAAUCAUAGCCAAGCGAUAUGGAGAGGCGGAGCUGUACGAGGGCAUGGUGUCAGACUCGGAGCCCAUCGUGGCUCCCAGGGGUGCCUCAGAGAUGGAGAUCCGAGCCAAGCAGCUGGUCAAACUCUUGGACAGUCUGGAGAACCACAUGAUCUAUGAGCUGAGGCGCAAGGUGGCCCGGGAGCACUCCCUGGUGCUAGCUGAGAGGUCAAGGGAAGAGGGUAAUCUACCCACUGACCUUUGGAAGAAACCGGCCAUCAAUGAGCGCUUCACUUUUGCCAAGCCCCAGAUCGCCGAGGACUUUGCCUGGUACCUGAUGGAGGUGGGCCAGCGGCGGGACGAAGAGAAGGCGCUGUUGCUUACCGAUGACCAGCUGAACGUGGCACUGUCCAUGUUAGCCACCACCAUCAUGGCCAGGGAAAGGACCAACUAUGAGAAUUAUUCCAUGUUCUAUGAGAACCUAUUGAGGCAACACCAUCAACUGCUGUACCAGAGAGAGCGGGAGAUUGAGCAGCUGAAGAAAGCGUGCAAAGAUGCCACGGCAUCAGCACUUGUAGAGGUGCAGUGUCAGCUGGCUGAUAGGAGUCAUGAGCUGAUUCUGGAAAUCACUGCCCUGCGUGCCAAGGUAGCUGAGAUGCGAGAACUGUCCAUGACCCAGGAAAGGGACCUGAGAGAGAAGAUGCAAGAGGAGUAUGACACGCUGGUGCAGAGCCUCUUCCAGGGCGCCUUUGGACUCAAAGUCAAGUUUGACGAGUUUGGAGUACGACUGUAUGAUGAGGCUUUUAGCAUCGUCGGUGAGGUCCGACGGGAGGCAAUGGAAGCCAUGAAGAAAUUUACUCCAAGAACAGCGGAAAAAGACGAGUCAGGAAUUACACUCAAUGAGCGCCGCGCUGUGGAUCUGCAGACUUUACGUCACGAGAACAACAACCUGAGUAGACUCCUCCUCAAAAUGAAGGCGCUCACCAACUGGAGACUGACCAAUAUGAGACAGCAUUAUAAGGGAACAUCAGAUGCCCUGCAGCAUGAGGUAGACCGAUGCAAGCGGGAGUACCUAGCCAUCAAAAUGACGGCAGAAGAGGAGGUGAUCCUCCUGAGACAGCAGCUAAUGGCGCUACGCAAGGCCCUGGCCACCUCUGACAAAGAGCGGGAGACGGUGCAGAAGCAGCUAGAUAAGGAGAUGCGCAUAAAGCAGGAGAGACAGCAUAAGCUUGAACAGGAAGCCCGUAGCGCUAGGCAGCUGGAGGCGGCCAGGAUUGCAAAUCUGGAGAGAAUGAUGGACGAGAUAGAUGACAAAGAACUGCGUCUGCGCAUCCUGUCAGAGGAGUACGACCGCACCUUGCGCCUGUACCAGACCACACAGGAGAAGGCCCGCAAGGAGGUGCACCAGAUCAAGAACCGGCUGGACCACGAGCGCAGCCUCAAGCUGGAUGCCUUCCAGCGGGUGGACGAGCUCCAGACCCAGGUCUAUGACUAUGAGGCAGCCGUGUCAAGCCUGUCCAGGCCCUACACAGCGAUGAGUAAGUGCACUGCUUGAUAGUUGGCAAAAGUUUGUGCCCUUUAUUUGCCCCAGUAUUGAAGCCAAAACCCCACAAGACCACCACAAGGUCAACAAAAGGUCUUCGGUCUAAUUUCAAAUCCCAACAAGCUCUUCAAAAGAAUUGCAACAAAGACAUUCGUGUAUCAUUGACCAUGCUAUGUAUAUUUAUGUUGCAGCUCCUUCUCUUUUAUAUGACAGGGGUCGAAAUUAGCGGUAGUCCGCUAGCCCGAGGCUAGUUAUUUUAGUGGGAGGACUAGUAGUUCCUACUUGUCGGUAGUCCGACGGGCUAGUGCCUUUUUUAGCGGGGGCAUGAAAAGAAAUACACACCGUAAAUGUAACACCAUACCGUGCAGUGGUAUUUUGAUUGCAGAUGCAUGUACAUGUACAUUUGUACAGCCUACCGUUACGCUGUAGACACAACAGGUUCUUUCCAUACACAACACGGCCCAUGCGUACAUGUAUUCACUUCGAGCUGAUACUCUACACAUGUAGGCCAGCCACACGACAUUGUACGCAUCAUACAAGUGUACGUGUGGAUUUCACGGUACCCCAUACACUUUAACGAUAUAUUGUGCAACGAGAAAAAACGUUUUCUAUUGGGCUAUCGCGAAAAUAAUCCAGCGUUUUGUCCAAUCAGCCUGCGUGUUUGAAGCGACAACAAUAGUCUUUUCAGCACAUAAGAUUGAUUUCUACUGGCUGUUACUUAAAAGAAUGAAACGAUUCGGCCAAUUGCAUUGUGCGUUAGAAACAAUACAAUUUUCCGAGCGCACAUGGAUCGAUACCGUCUUUUCAGAUUCGCGCAAUUUAGGAAACGAUAUGAGUGCCAAAAAUCCAAAACUUAAUUAUUUUAGUUUGAUUUUAAAAAUUGUGCAAGCAAUAUAAAUGCAGACAAUGACAUCGAUCAUUAAUCCUUCCUCUGCUAAGCAAGUAGGAAAUAAAAUUGUGAAUGAAUGCUGUUUUGGGUUACUUUAACUUAAAGUUUUAAUGUGAAAAUCCUAUAUUGGCUUGCAAAAACUAAAGUGAACGUUGCUAGUCUGGGGACUAGAAUCGUGGAAAGUAGCAGUGGUCGCCUCCUGGGACCUGCAUGCCUGCUGGAGAGUAACAUAAAAUGUGGAAUAGCAAAUAUAAUGCAUAUUAAACCAUACUUAUAUACAUGUAAAUGAAAAGAAUCCUGCGUUGUUUUACUGUACUUAGGCCGAUUAGCAUUUUUGUAGGACUACUGAAAAACUCAAAGGACUAGUAAAACAAUGACAUCACUAGUCCUGUGGGCUACCAUAGAAACCAAGUUAAUUUCGACCCCUGUGAAAAGUCUUACACUGUACACGUAGCAGUAAAAUGCACCUUGCGUCAAUUGAAUAAGUGAUCUGGUCUAACUUUGUCAACCUUUUACAUGUUAAGGUUUUUCAUUCCAGAUAAAAAUAAGUAAAAGCAAGUAUAAUUCAAAUAGUGUUUUCAUUCAGAGCAUGGCAUUUUCAGUUUUAAGAAAGUCCCUGAAUGCCAAAAGAAGCAUGGUAAGGACGGACGACCAUUUAGACCUGGUUUGAAAAGGGCCCCCGUAGCCCACCCUGUGUAAUGCCUGCCUGGUAUUCAGGCUACUCCAGGCCAGUAUCAGGCCUGUCUGCACAUCGGCAUUUCAAAGUCCCUGAUGGAAGG
This is a messenger RNA of Acanthaster planci (crown-of-thorns starfish), 8662 nucleotides long. RefSeq lists its product as uncharacterized. The record is from RefSeq and is a predicted model, not a curated record. Lineage: Eukaryota; Metazoa; Echinodermata; Asteroidea; Valvatida; Acanthasteridae.